AUGGCGCAAAUCGAUCCGGACUUCCCUUGCUCGUUAACCAUCCACGUACCAUUCCCUAACAACCGCCUCGCUCGCGCCGCCAUCACGACCCUUUCCGUUGAUCCCGAGUUGUCACAGCUGGUGCAAAGGUCCUUCAGUUUAGUAGAAUCCUUGCCGGACGGCAAUACUGUCGUACAAGGGAAUCCGUUCAAAGCUUCACUCAUUACAAAUGCCGCGCCCACAGAGCCCAUCCAGGCUUUAGCAGACUCUACAUCUGCAGUGAAGCUCGACGAGGUUCAUCAAGAUCGGAAUGAUCCGAAGAAGACGGUUUUGAAGACCGAGUACAAGGCCACCACCAACCGCAUGCUACGUGUUGCUGUCAACGGCUUCUUUGAGUCGCUCGGCACAGUCAUACAGGUCAUGGAAGAGCUGGACGUUGAUGUGGUUCACGAGAAAGGUCUUGAGAGCCUGGAUGGUGCCCAAGGUGUCGAGCAAGGUAUGACUGGUAGCACAGGCUGA
This is a messenger RNA of Fulvia fulva, 498 nucleotides long. RefSeq lists its product as uncharacterized. The coding region runs from base 1 to 498 and encodes 165 amino acids. Gene Ontology annotation, cellular component: EKC/KEOPS complex. Lineage: Eukaryota; Fungi; Ascomycota; Dothideomycetes; Mycosphaerellales; Mycosphaerellaceae. The transcript is spliced from 2 exons. The record is from RefSeq and is a predicted model, not a curated record.